Messenger RNA from Megalobrama amblycephala (Wuchang bream), 3133 nucleotides. Its product is annotated as ecto-ADP-ribosyltransferase 5-like. The transcript has 3 exons. The record is from RefSeq and is a predicted model, not a curated record. Lineage: Eukaryota; Metazoa; Chordata; Actinopteri; Cypriniformes; Xenocyprididae. Gene Ontology annotation, molecular function: NAD+ poly-ADP-ribosyltransferase activity; NAD+-protein-arginine ADP-ribosyltransferase activity. Bases 97 to 891 code for a protein of 264 amino acids.
AUCUUGUCCUCUCAUCAUUGAGCUCCGGAAAAAUAAAGAUAAAUAGACAAGCAUCUGCGUUUCACUAGAUCAUCUGAGGGAUUUGACUGAAUCAAGAUGCUGCUGAUCAUUGAAGCUCUUCUUCUCAUUUUAGCUGCUCUAGGACAGGAUCACAGAGCUGCUGCAGGACAGAAAUAUCCAUUAAAUAUGGCACUGAAUUCUGUUGAUGACCAAUAUGAGGGCUGUAAAGAGAACAUGUCAGACCUGGUGAAGACAAAAUAUCUAGAGAAGGAAAUCAAAGACUCUUCUGAAUUUAGGGAUACUUGGCACGAUGGUGAAAAUAAAGCCAAGAAACCACAGGAUAAUUUGAAACAGAUUCAUUCAGUCGCCAUUUAUGUGUACACUAACAACAAUUCGCAUGUAUAUCGUAAUUUCAACAAUGCUGUUCGUACUGACAAACAAAAAUACAAAGACCAGGAAUUCAAAUGGUAUUCACUUCACUUUCUGUUAACAGAAGCGGUACAGAUUCUGAAUAAAACACAAAACAAAUGCUAUUCGACUUAUCGUGGUACGACUGUUGAGUUUGAUAAGAAUGUUCUGAACACAGAGGUUCGUUUUGGUUCAUUUACGUCCUCCUCGCUUGAUCGUAAAGUAGCAAAUGAUUUUGGACCUAAAGCUUGUUUUGAAAUUGAAACUUGUGAAGGUGCUAAUGUGAUCAAAUACUCCAAGUAUCCUGACCAGAAAGAGGUACUGAUUCCUCCAUAUGAGAAAUUUACAGUUGUUGAUGUCAAGACAAAAGGUCAGGAAGGUGCCUGGUGUGACACUGUGUUUAAGUUAAAAAGCUCUGGGAAAAUAAGUUACCUUAACUGUGGUGCUGAUGUAAAACUGGUACAAGACAGGGCCAAACUUUAAAUUUUCAAUCAUUUUGUCUUGUCAAGUCAAAAGUUGCUUCCUUUAUAAUGUUUUUUUCUGUUCUGUUCAUGCCUGAGUUUCUUGGUUGGUUUUUGUUAAUUAGUUCAGUUCUCCUUUGUUCCCUGCAUUUUUAUGUUUGUCGGUUAAAAAAAAAAGUGUCCGUAUGAAACCGCAAAAACAUGCUAUGAAGCGCUGUCAAGAGCAUGUCAAACCAACAGAUGGCGAUAUAACCCUAACCGUAAAGCCAUGUUGGCCAAUCAGAUGUCUGGAAUACAUUUUAUUACCGUUUCUGGUUCCAAUCAAAAUCUCCGGUUUUACCAUCUACAUGAACCAUCUACCACAGGGCUCGUCAACUGGCGGCCCGCCAAUCAUUUUCAUCUGGCCUGCGGCUCCUCAGUCUCCCUCCUCCUCCUUUCCUGGCAGUGCGGCUAAAUUUGGUUAGAUCCGUGGCCUACAUAUCAUAAUAUAAUAUUAUUUGACAGUGGUAGUGAGUAGCCAUGUAUGGUUUUACCUGUGGUUACCAAGUCUCACUGUGAGAAUAUAUUCAAAUAAGCGUAAUAAUUAAUAAAAGUAAAAAGUAAAAAAGGCCUGAACUGUGCAGUGGCUUUCAAGAAACCAACCAAGUCUGUAAAAAAUUUCAAAAUUUGUUGUACCAUGAACAAAAAGAUGCUUGGAAUUAACACGGUUACAUGAUUUACAAUGACCAAUGUGAUUUUUUUUCUUUCUUUCCUUUUAGUAGAGUAUAAUCGGUAGUAUGUCAGAAAACAUCAUUUGUUAAGUAUUGUUAAUUUCAAUAAUGGAAUAAAAUUUGUAAUUGACCAAAUAAAGUUGCUUCACGGUGAUUUUAUGUGUCCCUAAUUUAUUUCUUCAGUUAGACAUAGUCUUGUUGCGUCACAUGACUGAUAAGGCUGUACUAAGUUGCAGCAGCAUGCUAAUUCAGACCAAGCAAUCACACCCAGGGCCUAUACCAUGAAGCCUACACCUAUACCAGUUUAGGUGGCUAGCCAGGCAUGUUUCAGUUUAGCUUAUUCCAACCCUGGGUUUUAGGUAAAAAAGUGUUUUGGAUUUUAGCGGUGUUCAUCGUCAAAGUAACUAACACUCCAUGGCUAACAUCAAAGCCUGACUGGAUUGGUUUGGUUUUGUCAACUCAAAACUUAUCCCACAAUCCUGAGUUUGUUUAACUACCAUCAUGAUAUGAGCAUAAUGGUUUAUACUUUCAUCUCAUACAUUAACAUUGUUUCAUUUCUUAGCGUGCUAACAUACACCAAUGCAAGCUAGCAGUUCACUAAAAAGAUUAUUUGUUUGAAUGUACUUUUUUCUAGUCUAGUUAUACAAAUUUUAAUUGAAUUGCUUGCAUUUGUGAAACCACAAACACACUAGGCCUUCAGAGGUGUUGCAUUAAACUGAACACUUUCUUACUGCUAAAAAUGUGCUGGAUGCAUCAACAUUACACUUCACAUGCCUCGCAGCAAGCUAAAUAUCUGAGAAUGAAUAUUUGCUGCAUCGUAACACAUUUGAAUUUCAAUAAGGAUUUUCUGAACAUAUACAUUUUGUCUGCUUAGAGUUUGUUCACUUAGAGUUUUUUAAACAUUUGGUACCAAUGACCCUCCAAUAUGCUAAAUUCCCUUGUGAUCGACCUAAUAAUCUUUCUCCUGGUUUCUCAGUAAGAGAGCAGCUUGCAUCCUGGUGGUCUCAAUGCUUCAGAUUUUGGUUGUCCUGGGUCUGGUGGACCUAGAGGUCUCACUACCAACAGCUGCACUUCCUGUAAUGGCAGUUGCCAUUUGGUAUGUUUGGGUCGCAUACAAGCUAUCAGCUCUUCCAGAAGUGGAUAAGUCCACUCCAGCCCCCAAGCCCUGUCCAGAGCCUGUUCCAGCCCACAAGUCCAGUCCAGAGCCCGUUCCUAUCAUGAGUCCAGUCCAGAGUCCUCUCCUCCCAAUGAGUUUGAUCCAGAGCCUGUUCCAGCCCACGAGUCUGGUCCAGAGCCUGCUCCUGCCACAAGUUCAAUCCAGAGCCUGCUCCAGCCCACAAGUCUGGUCCAGACCCCGCUCCUGCCCACGAGUUUGAUCCGGAGCCUGCUCCAGCCCACGAGUCCGGUCCAGAGCUCCCUCCUGUCCACGAGUCAGGUCCAGAGCCCACUCCAGUCCCGCCUGCUCCACAGUGGUGGUCCACAGCUACACUUUGCUAGACUUCAGUCCUGCCUGCUCCACCAUGAUGGUCCUCAGCUAUACCUUGGUGACCCUCA